Thrips palmi is the source of this 662-nucleotide messenger RNA. It is a transcript of the gene mRpL55, whose product is annotated as 39S ribosomal protein L55, mitochondrial. Gene Ontology annotation, molecular function: structural constituent of ribosome. Gene Ontology annotation, biological process: translation. Lineage: Eukaryota; Metazoa; Arthropoda; Insecta; Thysanoptera; Thripidae. Gene Ontology annotation, cellular component: mitochondrial large ribosomal subunit. The transcript has 3 exons. Bases 199 to 609 code for a protein of 136 amino acids. The record is from RefSeq and is a predicted model, not a curated record.
UUCUCAUACUGUUCUUUCCGUUUGGUUCGGCUGCAAAUGCAGGCCGUCUGUGUUGCAAUAAAGUGUUUUUAAUGUUUGGAGCAUAAUUGCGAAUUUGAAGAAGUAUCGUCGCCUCAGACUUCAUCCAUUUUCGAAAAGGAAACAUUCAAGAGCAUUGCUUCAUUGUGUUCUAUUCUCAAAUUAUAUUUAUACAGUAAAAUGAUUUCUUCUAACCUAUUGAUCAGGAUGAGAGCAGGUCAUCAAUGGGCAGCAGCCAAGUGCAUACUGUCGUCUCCUUUAUCCUCGCUCAAUAAGCUGUGCGCCAGGGGUUUGUCAAAUAACCUAGCCCUUGUAACCAAAAUCCAUAGAGAGUCAUUUUUAAGAACAUAUCCAACUCUUGUAGUCCAAGCGGAUGGGUCAUCAUUUUACAUUCGUUACCAAGAGCCUCGCUCUAUUAUACAACUGCCGCUUGAUGUUUCAACUUUGACACCUGAAGAAUUAAAAAUUAGAUUAGCCAAAAGGAACCCGAAAAAGAAGGUUGUUUAUGCCAAAGAAGAAGAGGACACGUAUCAAGCGUCGAAAUAUAUCAGACUCGUCAAAAAGGCAAAAAAGGCAGCUGUAAAAAACUAAUGUUCCACCGCAAUAGAAAUAAUUAUGUAAAUAGAGUAGUUACAUUAAGCUAA